This is a messenger RNA of Acanthopagrus latus (yellowfin seabream), 7557 nucleotides long. RefSeq names its product tetratricopeptide repeat protein 39B. Gene Ontology annotation, molecular function: protein binding. The transcript has 19 exons. The record is from RefSeq and is a predicted model, not a curated record. Bases 281 to 2023 code for a protein of 580 amino acids. Lineage: Eukaryota; Metazoa; Chordata; Actinopteri; Spariformes; Sparidae.
AAGAAGAAGAAGAGGAGCGGAGGAGGACCAGCAGCGUCCAGAACCACCGACACCGACCCGCAGAGAGGAGAAGGACGAGCGGGCGGAACCACAGACAAACAAACAAGCAACAAUAAUAUUAAUAUUGAUAUUAAUAUUAUUGAUCCGUGAGGACGAAACAGGAAGCUCGUGAGCAGCAGCAGGACGGAGGAAAGGAGGGAGGCAGGCUGGAAAUGUUGGAUCGUGGUUCUGAUAGAAGACAGCAGCAGGGGUGAAGCAGCGGACCGGUACCGGAGCAGACAUGGCCCACGUCGGCAACGGAGCGGCGGCCGAGGAGGAGGACUGUUUCGAAGACGCCUACGACCGAAUACCUGCAGCUUGUCAGAUGGACCUGCAGACAGCAAUCCAGGAGACUCAGUGUGCCCUCAAUCUGGUCCUCAACGACAAGUUCUCCGAAGCCCUCGACCUCCUCAAACCAUGGUGGAAGGACAGUAUGUACCACGCGCUGGGCUACAGCAGCAUCCUGGUGAUGCAGGCGACGAUGACCUUUGAGCACAGAGACAUCCAGGCUGCCAUGGCGACCAUCAAAGAGGCGUUACACACCUGUCAGAAAUUCAGGAAGAAGAACUCGGUGGUGGGAUCUUUGUCCAGUCUGAUCAGCAAACAGUCCAACCUGCAGGAAGAGGAGAUGCACGCAGAGAUCUGCUAUGCCGAGUGUCUGCUGCAGAAAGCCGUGCUGACGUUUGUCCAGGACGAGAACAUGAUCAGUUUUAUCAAAGGAGGCAUCAAGAUCCGAACAAGCUACCAGAUUUACAAGGAUUGUCAGAAUGUGCUGAAUGUCACUCCGGAGCAGGCGGGCCAGUCUGAUUCGUUCAGACAGUUUGAGGGCGGAGUCAAGCUCGGGAUUGGAUCCUUCAACCUGAUGUUGUCUCUCCUGCCUCAGAGGAUUUUGAGGUUGUUGGAGUUCAUUGGAUUCUCAGGAAACAGGGGGUUUGGUCUGUCCCAGUUGAGGGAGGGAGCGUCCAGUCAGAGUUUGCGCUCGAUCCUCAGCGCUCUGACUUUACUCUUCUACCACACUUACGUGUCACUGAUACUCGGAACUGGAGAAGGGAACCUGGUGGAGGCCGAAGCUCUGCUGGAGCCCUACAAGCAGAAAUACCCUAAAGGCUCCAUCAUCCUUUUCUACUCUGCUCGCAUCGCCACACUGCGAGGAAACUUUGAGAAGGCCCGGGCGAUGUACGAGGAGUGUAUCAGCAGCCAGCAGGAGUGGAAACAGAUCCACCACCUGUGUUACUGGGAGCUGAUGUGGACUCACUCCUACCAGCAGGAGUGGCAGCAGGCGUACCACUACGCUGACCUGCUGUGUAAAGAGAGCCGCUGGUCCAAGGCAAUCUAUGUGUACCAGAAGGCCGCCAUCCUCAGUAUGAUGUCAGAGGAGGAGGUGAAGAGGACGGGGGAGGACAUUGUGGAGCUCUUCAGGCAGGUGGAGGGGCUGAAACAGCGCCUGGCAGGGAAGUCGAUCCCAACCGAGAAAUUUGCAGUGAGGAAGUCCCGACGCUACAAAGCUGCUAACCCCGUCCCUCUAGUCAUCCCCGCACUGGAGAUGAUGUACGUUUGGAACGGUUUCACCAUUGUUGGGAAGCGAGCCGACAGCACAGAGGCCCUGCUGGUUACCAUAGAGACGGCUGAGGAGCAGCUCCGCAAUGACUCGAACCCAUCAGAGUUUCAUCCUGAUGACAGCUGUCUGGUCCAGAUGUUGAAGGGACUCUGCCUGAAACACCUGGGCCGGUUACUGCAGGCCGAGCUCUGCUUCACCCAGGUCCUGUCCAGUGAGAGUCGCAUCAGAUACGAUCACUACCUGAUCCCCUUCACGCUCUAUGAGCUGGGUCUGCUGUACAAACUACAGGGAGACUUCACCAAGGCCACCACGUACAUCGAAAAUGCCAAGAUGAACUACAAGGACUACUCCAUGGAGUCCAGACUGCACUUCAGGAUCCAUGCGGCCCUCAACAGCCUGAAGGGAUCACCUGUCGGCACCCCAUAAUACUCCGAGACAACUCUCACUGCAGCUGGAAAUAUAAAUCCAGGGAGUUCCCUCAGAACGAUCCGCCCUUUAAUGAAGAACUUAGGUGUGUCUGGGUUCGAUCAUGUGUCCAGCAGGACUGUCUUUAUCUUCUUUGCUAGCAACCUUAUACUUUAUUUUAUUUUUGCCUUAUUUAUUUGUCAGUCGUGUGGACAGAUGAGAUUAUUUAACCUCUCACCUCAUCUCAAACAGACUUCCUGUCAGAGACUUUAUUGCCAAAUGUCAAUUUAAUCAGCGCGCCACUGGUUCACGACUCGCAAGGCUCGUUCACUCUGAGCUGUUCUGCACCGGAGACGCUCAAUGACUUUAAAAUAUCGAAUUCAGGGGGAGUGCUGCAACUUUUUAUGAUAUAAAAGCACAAGGUAGGAAAAGGUUAAAACUUUCUGACGCAGCACGGAUCACCUGGUCAACUGACAGGCGAUCGAUCGAUGUCUGAUCCUGGUCGGUGAACGCUCCAUCUGAACGAGCCCUGAAGUCCAAACGGUGCUGUUAGAAAAACAAACAUAGCCUUAAAUUUAAGUUACAACACAGCAACUUUGCUCACAAACACAUUUUGUAUAUUUUUCUGACAGAAUCAUGAACACUGACAGAUGUUAACGAUGUUGAAACUGAAGAAGCCGCAGGGAGGCGAGUGUGUCGUCACAGUAUUUAUGCUUUAUAUCGUCUUUAUUUCUCCUUUUGUUGAUUUCCCUAAUGAUGCGUCAUGCCACACGUGCACACCGACGUGCACAUGCAAUCACAGCCUUCUCACCAACCGUGGCUUAAAUACAACACACACACAUACACACAACAUGAUACACACUCAUUUGACGGCUGUAAACACACAUUUAGCAGCAAUAUGAAGAACCUGUGCUGUCGGUCAGUGUGAGUCCACGUCCAACAGUCGGUCGUCUCACUGUAGUUUCUCGGAGGCAGAGCAGCAGCUUGUGAGGACAUCAACCUCACUGAGUAACACUACACUACCCACAAUCCUGAAGUGUAACGGUGACAUUUGUGAUGGCACCCGUGUUACUGCAGUCGCGAUCGGAUCAGCAUCAAUACGUUUACUACAGAGACUCAUGUUCAGGAAGUGCCACGCUAAAUAAGAGGGGUACUUUUAUUAAGGCCUAAUCAGCCUAGAAGCUUAGUUUGGAAACUACAGUUCAAUUCGAGCUAAAUGCUAACGGCAAAGUUUAGCAUUACUGUGACAACGGCUUGUCUCAGCUCAUCUCUGAAAAUAAGUAAUAAAUAAGUUAAUUAACUGAUUUCUCUGUAGUAAUGCAGUUGUGUAAAAGCUUCUUUUUGCUCAUAUUUUUGGUUUUCUAGCCCUCAGUUUUUUAUUUCUGUCCAAGAAUCAAACAGCAGAACCUUUGACUCAACACCUGCUCUAGUUAAACAUGAAUUAGCCAAAGAAAUUAGCUUCUUUAUUGGCUAAAACAUAUUUCUGUCUUCACACAGUGCAGCUCUGCCUCGUUGUUGUGUUUGAGCUGCUAAUGUCAUGACGGUUGUUUGGGGUAGAUGGCGGUUUAUUUUUCUUUUGUUAUACUAUUGUAUUCUAUUAUACACUUGAAUUAUGUAGAUCAACAAUAUAUAUAUGAAGUGAAGUUGGUUUAAUUUAUGUACUGAUUUAUAUAAAAAAAAAGCACAAUCUCCAAUCACCACCAUGAUUUAACCACCCAACUGUGGUUACACUCAAUAUUAACUUCACACAUCAGAUACAACAGUGUACAUGUUAGCAGAGUUAGCUUAACCGCAUCUUUGCUUCCAUUUUAAACAUUGGGAUGAAGGACACACUUUUCCUGGAGUCUCGUCAGACUUGAAUAAAUACGACCGUGGUAACAAUUAGCCUUCUCCCAUUAAUGAAUGUAUCAACUUAAAGACCAAAUUACAUGUGUGUCUUGUUGUCUUUUGUUUGUUCGUGUGUAACUUGUGCCUGUUCGGGUGUAAUUUCCAUUGUGUGUGAUCUGAAACUUCUUUACUUCUGAACAACCUGAUUCGCCAAGUGCAGUAAAUAUUCAGGAGCUAAGUCAAUAAUAGUUUUACACAAAAGACCAGAGACCUCUAUGUAAAAGAGUUGUGGCAAUAAGUAUAUAUUUAAUAUGAGCCCCAGUAGUGCCCAUAUAGUACGAUCAACUGCUAAUGCUAGGAAACUGCCAGCAGAGCUUUUAGCAAAUGUUUUUGCUUUGGUAAGAAUAAAAUUUAACUGUGGUGGUUUAGCAUCACACUCCUAGCUGAACACCAGCAGCAUUAGCAUUUUCUCUGUCAUCAUUUGCCAUAAAAUGCUAACAUAUUACACUUUCUAACAUAAAGAUAUAUUAAAUAGUGUAUGCUCGCAUGUGUAAUGCUAGCCAUAGAUUGUUGCUCUCAUAUAUUAGCAUUACGGUCAUGUCACACUGUUUUUCUGAAGGACAAAUUUCACUGCACCCCUAGCUUAAUGCUGCAGUGUUAGCAUGUCUCCUGUCAUCAAUUACUAUAAUAUGCUUAUAUAUUGUAAUUACUCGCACAAAAUAUACUACAUUUUUAGCAUUAUUUCUCAUUUCUAUAGCCUCAUCAACUGCAAAUGCUAGGAAACAGCCAGUUAAGUUUUUUGCUAAUGCUAUGUUUUGCUGUAAGUCUGCUAUUAUAUGAUGAACAAAGUGCUUUAUUAUUUAAUUUAAUGAAAUUUACCAUCAAACCUCUAGCUCAAUGCUACAGUGUUAGCAUGUUGCCUGUCAUCAUCAUUUAUCAUAAUAUGCCAAUAUAUUGUACUUGCUAGCAGAGAAAAUUCUAAAAUAUUAGCAUUAUUGCUUGACAUAUUUUAUACUUGUGUGCAAAAUGUUAGCUACAGUUUGUACACUCCCAAAUAUGUGUAUGAAAAUAUAAAAUAAGGAAUAUGACAUCGGAGCCCAUUUCUGUAGUCCCAUCAACUGCUAAUGCUAGUAAACUGCUUUUUGACAAAUAAUGCAAGUUUUGCUAACAGAAGAACAGAACAAAUACUCACAUAUCUCACAGAAUAUUAUAAUCAGUAAUAUAAUCAGUUUGGUGUCAUAUGACUUAGUUAACAACGCUGUGUGUUUUAGCAUUGGAGCUUAAUGCUACAGUGUUAGCAUGUUGCCUGUUACCAUAUGCUAAUAUAUUGUGCUUGAUAGUAUAAAAAAAAGAAUAUUAAGACAUAAAAAUAUAAACAUAGAUUAAGUAGAGUCAUAAUUUACGAAAUGUGUUAAAAAAUCUUUAUUUACUGUCGGUGAUAUUGAUCAUCUGGGGUUUGUCUUUCAAAAAUCUAUUUUAGCCAGAUGUGACAAUCAGUCAAUCUCACUGUAAAUGUCCGGUGAUCUACAGGAAACGAGUGAUUCACAGCAUUUCAUUGUCACAACCUUUUUCUUAUAGAAGGCUUUGGUUCAUGUGUCAUCACGUUGUUCAUGUCGUGCCUCUGUGUCUCUUUGUUCAGCUGUAAUCCUGAACAGGGUUUUCUGUAGGAUUUGCAUUGCAUGUUAUUCUACGUUAUGUUUCAUUUUCUUUGUCUGACAUAAGACUGACUGUGUGUGAUUUACGGCAGCAGGCGGUACGACCGGCUUUACGGUUACAGAAGAUGAUCCAUGUGGUGCAAUAAAAUGAAAACAGAAGAAUAAUUGUUGAUGUUGAGUGAUGUGGUGUUUUCUGUUAUUACUGCUGAUUUUACGUCUGUGUGCCUCUUUGUGUGUCCAACUUUUAAUUGUUUCUUAAUUAUUUGGCCUUAUAUGUAUUCUAAAUGUUUCAAGAAGGUUGUGCAGUGUAGUUUACAUAAUGUUAAAGCAAUGAUCCGGGAUUUGCAGAGUUUUAUCACAUAGUGAUCAUCACAAACAAUAAGCUCCUCUGAGUCUGUUUGUAUUUGUGACAUGUUUGUCUGUAUUCACUGGUGACUAAAUGGGAACUACAUUUACCAGAAAAAACAUAGUGAAUGGAUACAAAUGGUUGUCUCAACGCUUUAAACAUGAACUACCCAACAAACUAAUUCACCAGAAGAUUUUGUGAAAUGAGAACAUCGUGAAAGACCACACUAGCAGCACAACUGUUAGCUUAUUUGACAGAAACUGAUUGUUUCAACCACUAAACUGAAAUAUUGGCAAGCUUGAGCCAAUUUGUUUUGAUUGAUAAAUGGCCGAGCUCAACUAAACAUCAUUAGCCAUGAGACUGAAAUGUGAGCUAAGAUAAAACAUAGCAAAGAAUCUACUGUCUUUGACACUGAAUAAAACCAUUGGCUAACCUGAAAAAUGCUAUUUUUGUUGCCAGCCAAAUUUGUUACAUGUCAGACUGACUAGCUAGCCUGAGCGAAAUUGUUUUAGCAACCAAAAGCUAAUGUAAGUUAGCCUGAACCAGCUAUUGUAACUGUUAGCUAAUCUGACAGAAAGAGGGCGAAACAGCCAGCUAACCAAACGUGACACUAAAAUUAUAGCUAAUCUGAAAAUAAUUGUUUUAGCCAGUGUGCUUAAAUGUUAGCUUGCUUGAACUCGUUUUUUUUAAUUGCUAGCUCACCUAGAUUUUAUUAGCUAUGAAACUGAAAUGGUAGCUAUGUCAGUCUGUUUUAGAUAUUAAACUAAAGCAUUAACAAAGCUAAACUAAUCAGGUUAAGGCAUUACAGUUACUAUAAACGGUAAACUCAAUUAUUAUGAUAACUGAACUUUAAGCUAACGUUAACAAAACUGUUUCACUGUUGAGUUAAACUGAAUGUUAAGCUAAACUUGGAUAAACACAUGAAAAGUGUCAGAUAAUCGUUAAAUAAAUAGAUAAUUUCUUGUAUCUUGGUUGUUUUACAACAUUCAAGCUAGCUUCUUAAGUAAAAUGGUGGUUGUAAAUUUGAUGAAUGACUGCUGUGAGUGGAUGAAAAGGUUUGUUGUUUGUGUGCAUUAUGUAUUAAUGUAUAUUAUUUACUUUGUGUGAAAGUGCAAUACAUUUUGAAAGCCAUAAUUCUUUUGCUAGUUGCCUUUAUACACUCAAGGACACAAUAGCUUCUUCCUUCCUUUGUACUGAACAUGCUGGAGGCGCUCGACAUGUUGUUUAAUCCUUUUGUCUAGACUUGAAACAAGAUUUGAAACAAUGCACACUAAUAACGAUCUGUCCGAUCUGACCUCUAGCUAGCUUUAGCUCUGAAGCUACACUCAUUUCACUGCUAGCACAGGACAAAGAGACGUAUGACUCUGACUCAUCAGUCGAUCGGUGUUCAAUCAUUGUUCCAUGUUCUGAUCCGAUCAUUUGGAGAACUCUGUUGUUGAUUAAAUGUCUGUCAGACUUCUGAUUUCAAGAACCGGCUUGUAGCAGCUAAUGCUAACGACAUACCACCAUUUUUGUGCUGUAUUCAAGCAGAAACGGGUCAAAAGUAUAAAUGUUUGUUUUAAGUCUGUCAAUGAAAACUUGUCACAUCUGAUCAAUAAUGGUUUUGAUUUGUUAACAUGAUGUUGUCGACCUCACAGUCUGACUGGUCAGUCAGCAGGAAGUCUCUCUGCUGAUCUUUGUCUGCUUCAAACUCAGAACCAAAUAAAUGUUCCUGAUCUGAAACUCGA